Paramecium octaurelia is the source of this 246-nucleotide messenger RNA. The record is from the annotation of a GenBank genome assembly. Lineage: Eukaryota; Ciliophora; Oligohymenophorea; Peniculida; Parameciidae.
AUGAAUUUCUAGGAACGAAAUAGAUAAUAAAUAUUUUAAAUAUAUGAGUAAAGGCAACUAAACAGAAGCUCAAAAAGAAAAAAAAACAAAAAAGAUUUAGAUCAAGACACAACUGAAAUUCCAAUUAAAAAGAAAGUUAAAACAGAGUAGAACGCCACUAUAAAAGCCCUUUUGGUGAUAUUUUCUCCUCUGAUGAUGACUUUAGUGGCAGCAGUGAUAUUUUAAAUGGAAUCAGAACAAAAUUGA